AAAACCCUAGUCCAUUCUUCCCACCGCCGCCUGGCCCGUUGCCGCUCCGCGUCCACCGAAGAAUCACCAAUGGCUCCGAUGUCGAAGAUGGCGCUCGGCAUAAAGCGGGCGUCGAGAUCGCACACCUACCACCGCCGCGGGCUUUGGGCCAUCAAGGCCAAGCACGGCGGCGCCUUCCCCAAGGCCGAGAAGCCGGCCGCCGUCGCCGAGCCCAAGUUCUAUCCCGCUGAUGAUGUCAAGCCACGCACCGUCAGCACACGCAAACCCCAUCCCACCAAGCUCAGAUCGACCAUCACACCGGGCACGGUGCUGAUCCUGCUCGCGGGGAGGUACAUGGGGAAGCGCGUGGUGUUCCUCAAGCAGCUCAAGUCCGGCCUUCUCCUCAUCACUGGACCUUUCAAGAUCAAUGGCGUGCCAAUCCGCAGAGUGAACCAGACUUACGUCAUUGCCACAUCCACAAAGGUCGACAUCUCUAAGGUUAAUGUGCAGAAGUUUGAUGACAAGUACUUUGCUAGGGAGAAGAAGACUAGGGCAAAGAAGACUGAGGGCGAGCUAUUUGAGUCGGAGAAGGAGGCAACCAAGAAUUUGCCAGACUUCAAGAAGGAUGACCAGAAGGUCAUUGAUGCCGAGUUGAUCAAGGCUAUCGUUGCUGUCCCAGACCUUAAAAAUUAUCUUGGUGCCCGGUUCUCUCUCAGGGAUGGCGACAAGCCGCAUGAGAUGACCUUCUAAGUUACCUGGUGUUGUGGUAUGUAUUUGCAACUAGGUCAACAUUACUACGGUGGUCCUUAUUUGCAGAGCUUGGACAGUGUUGUGAUUUCGUUGGGGCAUGUCAGUAGUCUUCAACAAUCCGUUCCCCUAAAAGUGCUCCAUCAGAUCUUGUAAACGUGGGUAAUUUCUGGUUUAGGGAAAGUUGGGCCAAAAAAGAGCUCCAACAGAUCUUGUAAUCUUGGUACUAGUAUCAACAGCCACACUUAUUCUGGCAGAGUGCGUACAAUCUGAUA
Molecule: messenger RNA, 1001 nt
Organism: Triticum dicoccoides
Lineage: Eukaryota; Viridiplantae; Streptophyta; Magnoliopsida; Poales; Poaceae
Product: 60S ribosomal protein L6-like
Exons: 5
Coding region: 70-729 (219 amino acids)
Biological process (GO): ribosomal large subunit assembly; cytoplasmic translation
Cellular component (GO): cytosolic large ribosomal subunit; ribosome
Molecular function (GO): structural constituent of ribosome; RNA binding
Source: RefSeq, a predicted model, not a curated record